Messenger RNA from Melospiza georgiana, 870 nucleotides. RefSeq lists its product as uncharacterized. The record is from RefSeq and is a predicted model, not a curated record. The transcript has a single exon. Lineage: Eukaryota; Metazoa; Chordata; Aves; Passeriformes; Passerellidae. Bases 1 to 870 code for a protein of 289 amino acids.
AUGGACCUCACAAACAUGGACCUCACAAACAUCAACCCCACAAACAUCAACCUCACAAACAUCCACCUCACAAACAUCAACCUCACAAACAUCAACCUCACAAACACUGACCUCACAAACAUCGACCUGACAAACAUCAACCUGACAAACAUCAACCCCACAAACAUCAACCUGACAAACAUCAACCCCACAAACAUCAACCCCACAAACAUCAACCCCACAAACAUCAACCUCACAAACAUCAACCCCACAAACAUCAACCUGACAAACAUCAACCCCACAAACAUCAACCCCACAAACAUGGACCCCACAAACAUCAACCUCACAAACAUCAACCUCUCAAACAUCAACCUCACAAACAUCAACCUUACAAACAUCAACCUCUCAAACAUCAACCUCACAAACAUCAACCCCACAAACAUCAACCUCUCAAACAUCAACCCCACAAACAUCAACCUGACAAACACUGACCCCACAAAUAUCAACCUCACAAACAUCAACCUCACAAACAUCAACCUCUCAAACAUCAACCUCACAAACAUCAACCUUACAAACAUCAACCUCUCAAACAUCAACCUCUCAAACAUCAACCUCACAAACAUCAACCCCACAAACAUCAACCUCUCAAACAUCAACCCCACAAACAUCAACCUGACAAACACUGACCUCACAAACAUCAACCUCUCAAACAUGGACCUCACAAACAUCAACCCCACAAACAUCAACCUGACAAACAUCAGCCUCACAAACAUGGACCCCACAAACAUCAUCCCUGUCCUGUUCAGCACCCAAAGCAUCGCUGGCACCCCUGGAGCACAGGGAGCUCUGUCCUCAGGGAAAUUCACCUUGCUGCCUUCAGCAGGGCUGUAA